Molecule: messenger RNA, 672 nt
Organism: Laetiporus sulphureus 93-53
Lineage: Eukaryota; Fungi; Basidiomycota; Agaricomycetes; Polyporales; Laetiporaceae
Product: DUF1168-domain-containing protein
Exons: 2
Coding region: 1-672 (223 amino acids)
Biological process (GO): negative regulation of protein kinase activity
Cellular component (GO): nucleolus
Molecular function (GO): protein kinase inhibitor activity; protein kinase binding; double-stranded RNA binding
Source: RefSeq, a predicted model, not a curated record
AUGUCGGCCUCUCCUGCACCCACACCUCAGCCCUCCAUUCCCCCUGCAAACCGUCAUGCACUCACACCAGCCGAGCGACAGCGGGCGCAGCUCGAGAAGCUGCUCAAAGACCCUAGUAAGCCCGCGUACGUGCCUCCUCCGCCGAAGGAGAAGACGAUCAGGCCUCCCAGGGAGAUGAUGAAGAACGUGCAGGGCUCGAGUGCCGGUGCGGGCAGCGGCGAAUUUCACGUCUACAAGGCGAGCAGGCGGAGAGAGUACGAGCGGCUGAAGUUGUUGGAUGAGAAGUCACAGAAGGAGACAGAGGAGGCGGAGUUUGAGCGGAAGAGGAGAGAACGGGAGGAGCAAGCAGAGGCGAAGACUGCGAAGAACCGGGCGAAGAGGCAGAAAAAGAAAGAACGGUCGAAGGGUAAGGGUCCGGAGAAAGAGGCGGGCGCGGGUGCGGGUGCCGAGACGGAACAGUUCGAGGCACCGCUCAAGAAGAGGCGGCUCGUCAGCGGGAAGGAGCUUGUGUUUCGGAAGCCUGGGGAGGAAAGCGACGAAGAGCAGGAGGAGGAGGUCGGCCCUGCGCCAGUCGAGAGCAGUGAAUCUGCUGGUGCUGUCGCGACCGAGCCGCCUGCAGCGCCAAUUCUUGACAUACCGCGGAUUAUUAUCCACGAAGAAGACCCCCUAUGA